UAACUAUUAAACGUGAACGCAGCAUAACUUCCGCUUUGUCUACGUGCGGCGGCCAUAUUACAAUUCCGUGCUUCAAGGGUAUCUGAAGACAUCAGGCUAGGCAACAUGUACCGGUUUGGUAAAGCUGCAGUGAACAUCAGCGGCCAGGCCAUGCGGCAGGUGAGGCAUGGAUCCAACCUCCCCCAGAACUUCCACUCAAAGUACGGUGCCGGUGUGUUGGUUAGUGGAGCCAUCUUCUGCACAGCCGUGUGGGGAUACGUGCUAACUUCGACUGGCAUCACCUGGAAUCUGUCACCUGUCGGGAAGAUCCAGCCCAAACCGUGGAGAGAGGAGUGAAGAGGUGCCAUGACGGAGCUACCUUCCAUCCAACCCUUCUGUUUGUACAGAUGAAUAAAAUAUCUGCGUGUUCAGACAGCAAAUGCUCUUGUUUAUUCCAACAUGUUUCUUUGUCCAAAUAAAUUAAGUGUGAUUCUACUGACUCCAUCUGUUUGAAUAAAGUUAUUAGUUGGCUUGAUAUCAGACAGAACUGUUUGGAACUGAGGAAAAGUGAGUUGCUGAAGGGCAUUAAAACAUUACAAUAAUACAGAUUUUACUACCUCCCGUGUGUUUUUAUUAGGCUUUUUAACAGAGGCUUAAGACAUUUGAAGGGAGUAAUAUGGUAAUAUAAAAUUACAAGGUCUGUGUGAUCAUGAGAAAUACUGUUACAUGAGAAAUACAGGCCUGAAAAACGAAAAUAACCCAGAAAGCUUUGAAUACCAGUGUAGUCAGAUUUUUAGUACACUCACUGGUACCAACCCAUGUAGUUGACUUGAGAUGAAGUUGAAGAAUUUGGAGGUCAUCCUUCAUUAUUCCAUCCAUUUGUGUUCAAUGUACCAGUACCACUGUACCAGCCCCAGAGCAUGAUGCUAUCUUUUUCAGGACCUUUGCAAAGUGGUGACACAUUUUCUAACUAAUGUACUCAGUACAUCUAAUAUAUUCAUCCAAGGAUGUGUAUACAAUAAAUAAUCUGUUAAAA
Neolamprologus brichardi is the source of this 1015-nucleotide messenger RNA. RefSeq names its product cytochrome c oxidase subunit 7B (gene cox7b). The record is from RefSeq and is a predicted model, not a curated record. Gene Ontology annotation, biological process: mitochondrial electron transport, cytochrome c to oxygen. Lineage: Eukaryota; Metazoa; Chordata; Actinopteri; Cichliformes; Cichlidae.